Molecule: messenger RNA, 1394 nt
Organism: Spinacia oleracea (spinach)
Lineage: Eukaryota; Viridiplantae; Streptophyta; Magnoliopsida; Caryophyllales; Amaranthaceae
Product: probable pectinesterase 53
Exons: 5
Coding region: 142-1335 (397 amino acids)
Biological process (GO): cell wall modification; pectin catabolic process
Molecular function (GO): pectinesterase activity
Source: RefSeq, a predicted model, not a curated record
ACUCACAUUUUAUGCCACUCUUUUAAACUCAUCAAUCCCAUUUUACAACAUUCCCUCCACAUUCUCUUGCUCUUUCUUUAAUUUCCUACACCACUUUAUUUAUUUAUUUAUUUAUUUUCCUUGUCAAAUUAUAAAUUAAUAAUGUCAAAGAAGAAAUUCAUCCUUUCAAUUCUCCUUAUAUUCUUGCUACAUUGUUCAGUCUACCAUAGAUUAUGCCAUGGAAGAGCUCAUCAUAAGAGUGAUCAUCAUACUAAGCAUGGUAGAGUUCAUCAUGUAAAGCAACAUCGAAAGCCGAACCCAAAACAAUUAACCAUUAAUAUGACACAAACAUACAACUCGGAAAAGCAGUUUAUGAAGUGGGUUAAUUUUGUUGGUAGCCUUAAACAUACACUUUUCAAAACAGCUAAGAAUAAGCUCUUCCCUUCUUACACUUUGACUGUUAGUAAAAACGCUGUUACUGGUGAUUUUACUACUAUUCAAGAUGCUAUUGAUUCUCUUCCCGCCAUUAAUCUUGUUCGUGUUAUCAUCAAGGUUAAAGCUGGAACUUACUCGGAGAAGGUGAUCAUACCAAUACUAAAGUCUUUUAUAACCAUACAAGGGGAAGGAGCAGAUAACACAAUAGUAGAAUGGGGAGACACGGCUAAAACGAUUGGACCUAAUGGAAGACCUUUAGGGACUUAUGGUUCAGCCACGUUUGCGGUUAAUUCUCUUUAUUUCAUGGCCAAAAACAUCACCUUCAAGAAUACGACCCCGGUACCGCAACCAGGAGCACAAGGGGUGCAGGCAGUGGCAUUUAGAAUAUCAGCAGAUACGGCAGCGUUUGUGGGGUGUAAGUUUUUAGGAGCACAAGACACUCUUUAUGAUCAUAUUGGGAGGCAUUAUUAUAAAGAUUGCUACAUUGAGGGCUCUGUUGAUUUCAUCUUUGGAAAUGGCCUUUCUCUUUUUGAGGGAUGUGAUGUGCAUGCAAUAGCACAAAGAUACGGGGCACUAACAGCACAAGCAAGGAGCAGCAUGUUAGAUGAUACUGGCUUCUCAUUUCUAAACUGUAAGGUCACGGGCUCUGGAGCUUUGUACCUUGGUAGGGCUUGGGGUCCCUUCUCUAGGGUCGUCUUUGCUUACACCUACAUUGACAACAUCAUCAUUCCCGCUGGCUGGUAUAAUUGGGGUGACCCUAACCGCGAAUUGACGGUGUUUUAUGGACAAUACAAGUGCACAGGUCCAGGAUCAAAUUUUGCAGGGAGAGUAGCAUGGUCUAGAGAACUUACAGACGAAGAAGCGGGGCCUUUUAUUUCGCUUAGCUUCAUUGAUGGUUCCGAAUGGAUUAAUUCUUUGUAAAAAACAUUGGCAACAUUAUUUUUUUGACUUACUAAUAAUAUUAUUAGAGUAUUAUUUGA